AUGAGGCCAACAUUAUCUUCAAAAGCACUUUCUGCAUUUCUAAAACCAGGUUUGUUCAAAUCAGCGUCCAAAGACAUCCCAUAUGCGGCAUCUGGAGUUAAUUUCGCGGUAAAUGUAUGUAUUACUUCUCUCUAUGGGGUAGCUCUCUGGACUUUCUAUAAGGAUUACAUGACAACCAAACGUGCAAAUUUGCGUAGAGUAACUGACAAUGCUAAGGACAGACCUGCUUUUUUAAAAGAUAUUCAGAAGGAGAUACACGAUGCCCCAAACAGAUUGUUCCAUUCAGAUCGUGAAGAUGAGCAGCAGGAGAGGGGCAACUUUAGAAGAACAAUCCAUUCUUUAACAUUUGGCGAUGUUUCCAUGUUCUGUCUUGGCUGGGGGUUCCUAAUUCAACUGUGUAACGUCGGAUUGGCAGUUCAGGGUAGGCAAUCCAUUGUCUACAGAGGCGGACUAGCAGGUGCUCUGACAUUCCCCCCUCUAGCAUACUUUAUAUGGAGACAAAGGUUGCACAGACUGGAAUCUGAGGGUGUUCAAAUAUACUGA
Molecule: messenger RNA, 543 nt
Organism: Zygosaccharomyces rouxii
Lineage: Eukaryota; Fungi; Ascomycota; Saccharomycetes; Saccharomycetales; Saccharomycetaceae
Gene: FMP33
Product: Fmp33p
Exons: 1
Coding region: 1-543 (180 amino acids)
Source: RefSeq, a predicted model, not a curated record